Molecule: messenger RNA, 1724 nt
Organism: Prosopis cineraria
Lineage: Eukaryota; Viridiplantae; Streptophyta; Magnoliopsida; Fabales; Fabaceae
Product: allene oxide synthase 2-like
Exons: 2
Coding region: 74-1528 (484 amino acids)
Biological process (GO): sterol metabolic process
Molecular function (GO): oxidoreductase activity, acting on paired donors, with incorporation or reduction of molecular oxygen; monooxygenase activity; iron ion binding
Source: RefSeq, a predicted model, not a curated record
UAUAUCCCACCCCCCACAAAAACAAAAAACCAGUAUUUUGGUUCAUAUUGAUCCAUCUUACAAGACCCAAACAAUGUCUUCUAAUUCCAGCUCCGACACUGCCACCAAACUUCCUUUGAGACCCAUCCCGGGCAGCUAUGGCAUCCCUUUCUUCGGAGCCAUCUUUGAUAGGUUCGACUAUUUCUAUAAUCAAGGUCGUGACAAGUUCUUCCAAUCUCGUAUCGACAAGUACAAAUCCACGGUGUUCCGUACCAACAUGCCGCCCGGUCCCUUCAACGCCUCCGACCCUCGGGUCGUCGCCGUCCUUGAUGCCCUCAGCUUUCCCAUCCUCUUUGACACCUCCAAGGUCGAGAAACGCGACGUCUUCACCGGCACCUACAUGCCCUCCAAGGACUUCACCGGCGGCUACCGCGUCUGCGCCUACCUCGAUCCUUCAGAGAAGAAGCACCAGCAGAUCAAGAGCUUCUUUUUCGCUCUUCUUGCUUCACGGAAAGACCAGACCAUCCCUCUCCUACGGAGCUACUUGAACGAGCUAUUUCUCAAGCUAGGCGACCAAGUACAAGACCACGGCCACGCUUCGCUCAACUCCAUCAGCGACGCCGAGCUCUUCAAUUUCGUCUUCCGACUCUACACAGGUAAGGACCCCGCUCAGACCAACCUCGGAUCUUUCGCAUCUAAGCUCUUCGAGCUCUGGGUGUUCCCGCAGGUUGCUCCUCUAGGAUCACUGGAGCUACCGUGGUACUUCUUCCCGAUAAACGUGGUGGAAGAUUUCUUCCUCCAUACGCUGCCGUUUCCUGGGUGGUUGCUGAAAUGGGACCAGAGAAAGCUUUAUAAAGCCCUGUACACUUCGGCGACGGAAGCUCUUGAUUUAGCUUCGACUUACGGGCUAUCUCGAGAAGAAGCCUGCAACAACCUCCUCUUUGUUCUGGGCUUCAACACUUACGGCGGGGUGAAAAUAGUGAUCCCAACGCUGAUGAAGUGGUUAGGGCUAGCCGGAAAGAGCCUGCACAAGAGAAUCGCCGACGAAGUGAGAACAGUCGUGAAGGAAGAAGGUGGGGUCACUUUCACGGCACUGGAAAAGAUGGCGCUGGUGAAGUCGGUGGUGUGGGAGAUGAUGAGGAUCGAGCCUCCGGUGCCGUACCAGUACGGGAAGGCGAAGGCGGAUCUGGUGAUUCAGAGCCACGACGCGACGUUUGUGGUGAAGAAAGGAGAGAUGAUCUUUGGGUUUCAGCCAUUUGCGACGAAGGAUGAGAGGGUGUUCAAGAAUGCAAAGGAGUUUGUGGGAGACAGGUUCGUCGGAGAGGGCGAAAGCUUGUUGAAGUACGUGUACUGGUCGAAUGGGAGGGAGACGGAGAAUCCGACGGCCGGGAAUAAACAGUGUCCGGGGAAGAAUCUGGUAGAGUUGGUUCUACGGGUGUUUUUGGUGGACUUCUUCUUGAGGUUUGACACGUUUACAGUGAAGCUUGGUAAGCCCACACUGGGCCCCUCAGUUACCAUCACGUCCCUGGUCAGGGCCUCUACCUCCUAGGUUCUAACUCUUCAAUCUUCACUAUGCUGCACCGUAUUCUCUUCUGUUGUACCCCACCCACCCCACCCAAACCCCAAAAAAAAAAAUAAAAAAAGGUCUGGCCCUUCGUUACGUUGUUGGUUCUGGAAAUUUUAUUGCGUUGCGUAUGAUUAAAUAGCAAAAUUGAGAAUAAAAGAGAAUCUCAUCAUUUCCAUAC